AUGCACUACACACAGGGACAAACUCCUGCCACAUCUUCAGAGAUCAAAGCUGUACCCGGUCGGCUGAACACAAACCUCGACCUUCCUACUCUCAGCCCUCCAACACCGCCAGCCAGAGAGGCUCCGGCCUACAACGUUCCGGCAUUGACGCUCAUGAAGCAUGGGUUAUCGAAGAAAGCCCGCAAUGGAUCCACCACAACAUUCAAGUCCGGUGCGCAGAAGCCAGAAGACAUCCUACCUGUCAGCAGUUCAGAGGAUGACGAGCCCGUGGCAUCUUCUGGGGGAAUAUCCUCGCAGCAGAUGCUUGUGUCGCCAGUAGAUGCAGAGUCGUACUUCAACUCUUUGAACUCAAUAAGGUCAUCCCGAGCGAAUUCGGUAUACUCACUCUCACGCAUAUCGCUCACAAGUCAGCUUUCACAGUUGACUUCCCUGGCUUUACCCAAUGCGACCUCGCUGUCUAGCAGCAUCUCCUGCAUACCUACAGCUCCUAUCGCCGCGACCACUCUCAGCGGCGCAGCAGACCAGAUCAGACGAUGGCUCCAGAAGGCAACGGAGGUCUUGAGUGGACUUGAUGCCGAAGAUGACGUGGAAUGGGCGGCUGCCGGAGGGCGAGAAGGGCUUGGGGAGGUUCAAACGGCGAUUGAGAAAUUCGAAAGCCUUAUUGGGGUGUACGUCACAGCGAUUGAAGACCUGCAGGAUCGAGACGACAUCUCGGAUAUUCCUAAAGAGCAGCUGCCCGCUGUCGUUGAUCAGAUGGAGAGAAUCCUUGAGGGCUGGGAGAGCGUGCGGAGGUCACUAAAGGGCAUCAAACGACAGGUUGAACUGGCAAUGGAAUGGGAAGAGUUAUGGAAUAUUGUACUCGGAGAUAUCGGUUUGGAGGUGGAAAACCUGUCCAGACUGGUCUUCGAGAUGGAGGAGGCGAGGCACAAAGCGUUGCUCGCAGAUCCAUCUGAGAGCAUCGGAGCUCUUGACAUGCAGGAGCUUGACACCAUAGUGGAAGAGGGCGAGAGGGAGACAACAAGCCAUCGCAUUAGCUUAUCAAAUGCUCUACCACCAAGCUCACCAAUGGAGUCGCCAGGAACCGGCAUGGCACCGGAAGAUGACCGACUUCUGGCUCUCUUCGCUCGCAUGCAGCCACUUCGGGCCUCAUUGGACUUUCUUCCAAUGACUCUGUCGAAUUUUCACGCUAAAGCACAGCCAGUGCUGCCUACAGCUUGCCAGGAGUUAGAGUCAAGGAGGAUAAGCCUAGAGAAGAAGUGGAAGAUUUUAGAACGCGAUGCUCAACGUCUGAGGCAAGAGCUCGGCGAGGAUCGUUGGGUGCUUCUGUUCCGCAACGCUGGAAGGCAAGCUCAAAAGCUCUGCGAGUCAAUCGAGCGCGCUAUCACCAAGCUUCAAGAAGCUAUCGAUGUAGGGGCUCAGCACAGCAAUCCUCCAUUGCUAGCUAAGAAGGUGGAGGCCUAUGAGGCAAAGAAGAUUCAUUACGGACCAGCAAUUGAGAAGGUUCUGGAAAUCAUUGACAAAGGUGUUACUGACCGUUUCACUGUUAAUGGCGAGGUUCUAAGGCUGCAGUCGGACACAAAAGCUAGAUGGCAGAGCACUAACUCCGAGAUGAAAAACAUGAACCUGGCUUUGGAUGAUCUGACCAUAAACAAGAAUCAACAGCUGCGUGACUCUAUUUCUAGUAUCAUGUCCAUGGACCGUUCCUUGGACCGAUCUGCAAAUGGUAGUGCUGUUGACACCCCCGGCAGCUCGCCUGCAUCCUCUGUUGUUAUGGGCCCAACAAGUGGCAACAAGCGUGAUGAGUCUCCUGGCAUGAAUGGAUUGAGCCGCAGAAGCAGCAUUGUGUUUAAUGGCAACACCCGCCUGAACAGUGCACGUCGUAAUUUUACUAUGCCACCCGGAUCGCCUGGCUCGAUUCAGCUGCCUCGCAAAACACCAAUGUCUAGGUCUUUCACAUCGGACGGUCGGUCCUCAUCUCGAGGUGCAUCACCAUCACCCUACGCCAAACAAGCAUCGGCCACACCUACGCCUACAACUACGCCAGGAUGCUGGUCCCAACGACCUAGCGUGCCACAAGUUGACAAUAAGCCUCGCUGGAAUUCUUCUCCAAACGUCGACCACUUUGAAUUUGGUCAGAAACCAAGGCCAGUACCAUACUCUACUUUAUCGCUUAGUCGUAGGAGCUCAAUGGCUUUCCGCUCUCCGAGCAGCGCUGGAUCUCAUCUAAAUUCCCCUGGUCUUGCUCUUCCCAGCCCGUUGGGUCGUUCAUCCCCAGUACCCGCUCUUGUCACUGCAACCAUGUCGCAUCGCCCACGAAUCGCAUCUGGUGCCCAAAGCUCCAUUGGGACGCGUCAAACUUCAUGGUCCUCACCUGCGAACUCGACCGAUUGGGUGAAAUUCAAGGACAAGACACCCCCAUCUACCGCGUCAAAGAAGGAGAGCAUCCGCCUUGGCUUAACACCGAGCUCACCUCCAGAUGUUCCUACUGGAGAUAGUCCAUCUGUAAGACCAAGACCGCAGCGCCCAAGCACGGCUUUGGCGAGCAGCCGUCGCGUUAGUAUGCUACCGCUGCCGAAGAAUUCGCCCCUGGCCACUCCAAAUGGACGCGAGACCGCUUUGGGAUUGAGGACGGUGUCAAACGGAAACGGCAGAGAGACCUCUUUCGGGUCAAGGCCUGUUUGCAACGGUAGAGACAGCUCAUUGGGUUCAAGGCCCCCGUCAAAGGGGAAGGAGAAUGGAGCUACCAUCAGGGGAAGGUGA
Molecule: messenger RNA, 2760 nt
Organism: Letharia lupina
Lineage: Eukaryota; Fungi; Ascomycota; Lecanoromycetes; Lecanorales; Parmeliaceae
Exons: 2
Coding region: 1-2760 (919 amino acids)
Biological process (GO): establishment of spindle localization; mitotic spindle orientation checkpoint signaling; nuclear migration along microtubule
Cellular component (GO): mating projection tip; cell cortex; spindle pole body
Source: RefSeq, a predicted model, not a curated record